Onthophagus taurus is the source of this 1660-nucleotide messenger RNA. RefSeq lists its product as uncharacterized. The record is from RefSeq and is a predicted model, not a curated record. NCBI's taxonomy places the organism in Eukaryota, Metazoa, Arthropoda, Insecta, Coleoptera, Scarabaeidae.
CAAAUAUUUAUGAUGCAAUUAAGCCGAAGUCGCUUGCGGAUUAUGUCGAUACCAUCUCGAAUAUUACCCAAUUUUCAAAUAGUUAUCAUUUAAUAGAGGUAGUUUGCGGCCGAGGCGUUACUUCAUUACCAUAUUGACAUAAAACUAUACCAUUUUCAACAACUUAUGAUGUAAUUAAGCCGAGGUCGCUUGCGGACUAGGCCUUAUAUUGAUACCAUCUGGUUACAAUACUACCCAAUUUUCAAAUGUUUAUGAUUUAAUGCGCUACAUCGAUACCUUUCUUAGUUCCACUCAAUCUAUUCUCUCAGCAUAAAGAUUUCAUCAAAUCUUUACCAACAAGGCAUCAUCAGGGUUAUUUAUUCAUGUUCAGUUCCACUUAUUUUGAGUUGUUUGUUAUGUGAGUAUAAAGUUUUAACUGAAUUAUUUUAUUUAGAGUGUGCACAUAAAGUGUGAUAGUGAGCUGUGCAAAUCAAUGAAUUAAACAAAAAACUAUAAAAUAAACGUAAACAUCAUAAUAACGAAGUUUAUAAAUCGUUAGGAUAGCAACAAAAUCGAUAAACUCGUUAUUUUUUGGCGAAUAAAUAGGAAAUUUCAAUGGAAACCGAUUCAGAUAUUCGUGAAAAAAAUGAAAACGAUGGUAAAAAACUAGUGAUUACCUCCCAAAGAAAUAACUCACUUAAUAAUAGUAAUACUUUAGAUGAAAUUGAAAUCGCCUUGUAUUCAGGAAUGCAAACGAAAACCCAACACGAAGAACCAAUCGAUUUAACGUUUUCUCAAAAACAAAUUAAACAAAUUGAUUUGGGAAAGAAUUUGAUUACCGCGAACCAGCAAGAAAUUAAUUUUGAAAAAUCAAAUUUUUUAUCAACAACAAAUCAAUUAUUAUUUACGCCAUCCAGCGUGCCUAAAAAACGUGGCAGGAAACGUAAAGACACCACCGCACCCCCGGUAAAAGAAGAAAAAUUAAUACCAAACAUAAAAUUUAUUUAUCACAUGAAUAAUUAUAAUAAUCAAGAAGAAUCCGGUCAUAGCAUGGAUAAUAGACACACCGAAGUCUUAAUGGCUGCUAAAUCAUUAUUUUCCAAACGAACAAGAACUUUAUAUCAUUGGAUGUACCCAAACACGCCGAAAGCACAAUUAAAAUCGGCUGUUUCUAUGUCUUGGGAGACGUUAGGUAUUCAAGAAAAAGAAUUUUAUAUUUCCCAAGUUUUAGGAAGAUUUGGAUUUCCACAAAGUAGCUUGAUGGUUAACCCUCAAUUAGGCGGAUUGAGAGCAUCGUCAACUGGAGUUCCACCGCUAGAUUUAAGUUCACCAACUCAAAUCAAUUUAGAAACGAGAAACGCAGUUUCAACAAUUUUAGAUAGCCCAAAUGAGAAUCAAAAUGAAAACGAGAUUAAAAAUUGGCCAUCUCAUGGAAUUAAUAUUAACCAGGUUAAAAAAAAUAACAAUAAAAAACGAGGGAGGAUAGGAAGACCAACAGGAAAAAUCGUAAAAACUAAGUUAUUAAAUGUUAAUCGAAGUGUUAAUGUUGAAAAUAUUAAUGAAGAGUUUCAAGAUGAUCCUGAAUUACGGAAGGAGUUUGAACAGUUUAAAUGGGCUUUACAUAUGAGUGAUAAAAAGAAUUAAUUUUAUUUUUUGUUCUAUAAAUAAAUAUAUUUAAGAA